ACACGGUCGCACGAAGGAUCCGCUCGAACGCUCCGAACCACGAAUCCACCAAGGGUACGCCGAAGCAAUAUGGAAGGAGAUGGCGAUCAAGAAGACGCAGUCUUCGAAGAUGAUGCACCCAUGUCAUGGACGCAGGCUGGUGAAACAAGUGAAAUUUCACAGCAACUAGGUUCGUCCACGCAGCCCGGCAGGGAGUGGUUGCUCCCGAAUCCGUAUCAAGAAGGGCCUCUGAGUUGUCCACUUAUUACUUCCUCGUCGGCAAAUCAAGAGCACAGAAACGAUGGUGCGAGGGCAGGCACUCAGAACGUGCAAGGGCAAAGCAUGGGUGUCGUGUCAAAUGAACAUAGCACUACAUCAACGCCACCGCCUACUUUCUCCGACGCCUUCGAGGCUUCUCCCAGCCCACUGUCACAAGCAAUGCAGCCAUCCUUUGGGGACAGCGCCGGUCUCACAGCAGAUAACGUGGCCGCAAUAGCGGCUGUUCACCCGUACAACAUAUUGGUCGCCCUUGAACGACUGCGGCCGCUAUUAGACAUGAUCAUCAACACACAUGGACAGCCACAGGCUGGACCUGGGCUAGCAGAAGGAGAGCGUCUUCUGACGGCAGGAUCAUCAUGGCCAUUCUCACCUGUCGUCAUGUUCAACGAAACCAGUGAAAUAACUAUUGGUGCGUUUGGGGCUCGCACCCUAUGUAGUGCGCCCUGGCAGCGUUCAGGACAUGAAGUACUACCUGAGCCUUCGUCAGAUCCCCCGGCUCACACAGUACUGAAUGGAACACAGGGCGCAGAAAGUGAACGGCAGAGAAACGUAAGCGGCGCCUCCGAAGCACCGGGCGGUGGUGAGCUUCCUCCGCGGCUGGCCGCAGAGGACGACGCUCGGGACGCCACUGCGAACGCAUGGACGCGUACCACAGGCGAGAGUUUGGAACGAUUGGUUGGCUUACAUACACGAAGGAUGAGGAUCGACCCACAAAGCGAAGCAAUCAGACGAGUGCGCGUUCUUCCAGACCUCGAAGUCUUGGAACAAGAGCCCUGCCGUCUCACGCUGAUGCUUACCGAUGACGAAGCCGGAGUGGCUGAAGAAAGACAUCAUCUCGCCGAAUGGGAAACGUUCACAAGGGCUCUAUUGACCGUUCACUUUUGUAUUCACCGCUUGUGCCUGAGCAUCUCGGCAGUCUCCCGGCCACCCAGAAACUUCUACCAGGGCUUCAGUUUGCGAGACGGAACCUUUGUGAUCGACGUUGAAGUCUCUGCAUUUCGCGACCCGUACAUGGACUUUGUGUUACCGUAUUUGCAUCAUCUGUGUCGAUUAAGAAAUGUUGAACAGGCUGAUGUGUACUUUCAAGAUAUCUCUCCGCAAAGUUGUGACGUCAUAGGUCAGGAGAUGUUGCGUGAAGCGCACCGGAUGGAUGCACGUCUCGAAUUUGACGUAAACAACAGGAACAUCGCACGAAUAUUGGACGCUACCAGGGAAAUGCCCUUUCUUGAGCAGCUCGGAAUACACCUGAACAACACUGGCCCUGGACCGUGCGAGCCCCGACAAAUAUCGGUAAACCUGACAUACCGCAUUUGCAGUGACGUUCGGAGGCUGAGAUACGAGGUCGAUGCAACCUACGCGCAUUUACUGUGCUGUGAAUGCGCCGACCACCGUGGCGUAAGCACAACGCUUGGUGUUGAGACAAACAUUAUACCGACACUCAGCGCCGGUCGCGAGCUCACAUGUUCCAUCGGUGACAUGGUGCCAUACAUAAUUACUGUUACGCAACCUCCAUUGCUUGGUACUUAUGUUCUUAAUGUGUUUUCCAUUGUAUGUAUGCGUGAUCAAGAUUAGCUUUAUUUGCUUUUAGAAUCAGAAGGCAGUUUAGACGAUUUUCAAAUGAUUUUGGAAGGCUAUCGCCACUUUCUGACAAAUGUUGCCAUUCUCACCUUUGUAGGGUGUUUUUUCACAGGUGCUGUAAGAAAGUGUCUGAAAGCAGACACGUUACCUACGUUGUUUUUGUUCUAAAUGGUUUAUGUUCUAAAUUUGUUCUUAUUCACUGACCAAGCUACGUAUACGUUACGUUAGAGGUGCGACACUUUUUACAUUUUGAAAUGAAUGUUUUGCUUGCGACAGGGAAAUUACAUCGAAAUAAAGAACGUCACGCCGUUAACGCGAAGCAAAGCUGAACAUAUCGCAAUGAAAAAUGUUCACUUGAUGCAGACGAAAACACCUGUAAAUGUAUGCAAUCUGCUUAUGUUUAAAUGUAUUUGUGCGGGUGCGUUGACGCAGUGGCAGCUUGUUUAAAGCGAAACUGCGUCUAGUAAUGUCACAAUGUUUUUAAGUGCUUUAAGAGCUUAUCUGAGAACUCUUAAAUUACAUAAGGGUCCUUGGAGUACUUGCUGAGGACCAGUCAUGAGAAGACUACCGAACGUCUCAAUUUCGGACCGUGAAAAGUAAGCAUAUUUUAUUACUCGUAUCACGGCGAUUUCCACCGCAUUGACACCAAAAUUUCAUCUCGAAGUGGAGAGCCUACACUAUAUCCAAGGCUCACUGGCAUUACCGUAUUAGACGCAGGAUAAUUGAUGGUAAUAAAAACGUAACUCUUAAUUGUACUAGGACAAAUAACUGCAAUAUUCCAAAUUCACGUCGUAAUUGUAUUCAGUUCUGACUGAUGCUUACCAAGGCCACUACUUUGACAUUUUAUUGAAGACAUUCUAGCGCCCCAGAGAGUUCGCGGAUAUUUAUAUUAUAGCUUUCGUUUAUUUUUAUGAGCGUCUCCUGUAUGACACAACCAAUCUCUCGAGGUCACAAAACAAGAGCCUGACUGCAUUUGUAUGAAAGGUUUCAAUUAGAGCACGUGCUGUUUUUUAUUGCAAGGAAUGCCUCCAGUGCUCCAGUGGCAUUUAAUGUCAUUUUUGUCUGUAUAGCUUUCAUUUCAGAUGUUUUUUUAGACCUACCCGCUUAUAGUGCAUUGACAUUUGUUGAAAAUACAUUUUGUGCCAAUGCAUGUGCCUUGUAAUUUAUGUCGGUGCACUUCAUUUCUCCAUGAUUUCUACUCAUCUUGUAAAACAAUAAAAUACACGUUUCCUGCAGGUUUGUGACGCCAAUGAUGUGUUUUCUUUUCAGAAGUUUGUCUAGCUUCAGAGAAAUUGAUUGUGAGCUGUAGAGAUUCACCAUUUUAUUGCCGGUUUUGUUCUGAAUCAUAGUAGGAGGCUGUCGUAGUAACUCUCUGGGCCAUGUAUAAGGGCGUUUAAGAAGCCAGAGUAAUGAGUGCUUGUAAAUUCACGUCAUGGAAUGAAUAAUGUGGCAAUUUCUGCUAAGCGCGGAAG
This is a messenger RNA of Dermacentor silvarum, 3308 nucleotides long. RefSeq lists its product as uncharacterized. The coding region runs from base 70 to 1830 and encodes 586 amino acids. The record is from RefSeq and is a predicted model, not a curated record. The transcript is spliced from 7 exons. NCBI's taxonomy places the organism in Eukaryota, Metazoa, Arthropoda, Arachnida, Ixodida, Ixodidae.